AUGGCUUCACGAGAGAAAUACCCAAAUCUAGUCAGCUAUUUGCAAAAUCUAUACAAUGACAAAGAAUCGUUUGCUCUAUGCUUUAGAACUGAACUGCCUGUUAGAGGGAACCACACCAACAAUUUUGCCGAGGCUCAGUUUUUGGUUCUUAAGGAUGUAAUUCUGCAGCGCACCAAAGAGUACAAUGUUGUUGGGCUUCUAGACAAGCUGACUAUUAAUCUAGAAGAUCACUACAAGAAUAAGCUCCUUAGUAUUGCUGAUGGGAGUUUUGAUGGCGUGUACAGACAUCGAUUCUUUGGGAAAGGGAAAGACGGAAGCACAGGGUUUCAAGUCCCAGAUAAAAAAGAUCUUGAUGCCUACAUCUCAUCUGUAGAGAACUUUGGCAAUAAUGUAUUCAAAGUUGGAAGCUCUUCAGAUAGCAGUCACAGGUCAGUAGUUGUUUUUUCUUCGCCGUCGCAAUAGCAUAACGCUCUGGUGGUACAAGAGGGCAUGUGUGGGUGUUCAUUAUUUUCCUAUCUUUCCCCCAUUGUCUGAUUCAAAUUAUCUUGAUAGGGGAAGCAGGGGGGGGAGGGGGCAGUGUUUCUAGGCUCCUCCCCUUUGGAGCAAAAAUACAUAAAACAUGGGGACAUAACAUGCAUAACAUAUGAGAUAAUUCCUGCAGUUCAUCCAUAUGCUGCAUUUCAGGGAUGUUGAUUUAGCAUGAGGAAGACCAAAACAUGACUAAUAUAUUGUCCAGGGGGUGGGGUACCUUUAGUAAUUUCCCUUCUUGGCAGGGUUAUUGAGUUUUUUAUAGCAGAGUAAGAGCAAGCCCUUACUCUGCUGUUAGGAAUAUUUCCAUUAAUAUCUUAGUGGAUCAACCAGUUGAAGGUCUAGAAUGUAUCUAUUACAGAUUGAAAAACAAAAAUUCCAGUUGUAUUGAGAUAUUUAUGAAGUGUCUCAUUGGUUCUUUGUCAGUUAUACAGUGGACAUGACUCUUGGGAUAUGUAGCUGCACGGUUAGUAAAGACGGGAGCCCAUGCAAACACCAGUAUGUCCUGUGGGUGGCAAAUCUAGCAGACUGCAUAAACUUCAUUCCAGUCAGUAAUCCACAUGAGAGGCAGAAAUUGGCCUGGCUAGCAAUAGGAAAGACACUUCCUGUUGCUUGUUAUAAGCCAUUACGCUCUAGUGAUGCUGGACAAACAUCACAAACUGAUAGUUCUAAUGGUUUUGUAACAGAGGCAUCCACUAGUAUGGAAACGGCACAACAACGGCCAAACUGCUGCACUGCUGAACCAAUACAGAGCAAUGAUGAUGAUGAGGAUGAUUCCAUUGCAAAUGCUGAACAAUUGUUGAGAAACUCUUGUGAACAAAUAAUUCAAAAGCUCCAAAGCUCAAGAGACCUUAAUUUGGCUAAAGGUGUAAUCAGGUUCGCAAAAAGGGUAACAUCCUUAACCGCUGCUAGAUCUAUGCAUUCUAAUUUGGCAAGCGCUCUUUUUACUUUUGGGUCCAGUGAGGUGAAAAAAACCGGAAAUGGAAAAAAGAUCCGAGUCCAGCCCAACAGAAAACGAAAGUGUGGUAGUGGAAGCCGUCAGAUUGUAUCAAAAGGGCGACCAGUACAACUUCAACAACCCACCUCCAAGAGGAAGCGCAGCCAUGACUUGGCUAAAGCAAUACAAACAAACACUAAAAGUAGUAAGAAGUCUGUGUCCCAUACUAUGAAAUCCAAGACAAAGCACACGCAAAGGAAAAAAUAG
Messenger RNA from Porites lobata, 1732 nucleotides. The record is from the annotation of a GenBank genome assembly. Lineage: Eukaryota; Metazoa; Cnidaria; Anthozoa; Scleractinia; Poritidae.